Closterium sp. Naga37s-1 is the source of this 888-nucleotide messenger RNA. The record is from the annotation of a GenBank genome assembly. Lineage: Eukaryota; Viridiplantae; Streptophyta; Zygnematophyceae; Desmidiales; Closteriaceae.
AUGGCAAGGUUCUACAUUCCAUUUGUGGCUCUGGUUCUCGUUUCCGCUCUGCUCGUGCCAAAUUUCUCAGGAGCGGAUGCCCAGUCGUACAUGGCGAUCAAGGCGCAAGCGGCCCGGAAAACUGCUAACGACGCGGAAGCUGUGACGAACGCAACUCUGGCGGACUGCAACAGCAAGCUCAAGGCGGAGGCUGCGAUUCAGAAGAUCAUAGACGACGCUAACGCUGAUUUGAAUAACACCCAGUCGAAUCUCGCAGCUAAGAAGAAGCAGCUGGACGUCGCGAAGACAAAGGCCGAGCCAGCACGUCAGGAAAUGGUGAAGCUCCGAGCAGCGAGGAGCGCGGAGCAGGAGUACCACGACGAGCUUGAGCAGCAAGCUUCCGAGUCGAUCGUGGACGCGACAGAGCUGGCCAAGGACGUCGUGCCUGCGAAGGAGCAACUGGACCUCGCGAAUCAGCUGCUCGCGGAUCAGAUCCUCAUCGCCAAGGAGGCCACCGCCGACUCCACCUACUACGCGCGACGCGCCGCGAAGCUCAAGACUCCAGAAGCGCAGGCAUUAGCCGCGGAAGCACAGUUAGCACGCGCGCAGGCGAAUCGCAUCCAAGGGGCGCUUGCGAAGCAGGUGAAUCUUGCGAAGGAUAACUUGGAGACGAUGCAGUCCGACUUGGCCUUUGCGUUGAAGGACAAGGUCGACACCAGGAAGGCGGUGGACGAGCAUCUGGUUGACCUCAACAAGGCGAAGAAGGACGCGGGAGACGCGGAAGCGACAUACACCAAAUACGUGAGCGACACGAAGAUGCUGCCCUUGGUUAUCAACCAGCUCACGGCCGACGUUAAGGCGAAGACGCUAAACACGGCUAAGGAGCUCUGCCCUUGGUUGGUCUGUUAG